UCUCGCACCUCAGUCCCGCUGACAGUCCGUCCGCGCGCACACGCUCAGCGUGACAGGAGCCCACGGAGCGUCAGACCGGCCCCUUGUUCUUUUGGACUUUGCAUUUCUCACGUCGCGGGUUCGUCGACGACGUCCAAAAUAACCUAUAUUUUUUUUUAAGAGCAGCAAGUGAACAGCUAAUUGAAGUCUCUUCGGUCAACCUGCGGCAGCGCGUCCGACGCCGCGUGCACCGCCUUCCUCUACCGGGUCCACGUCGCGGUGCGUGGAAGUUCCACGUGGAGGUUUCGGGCAUCAAGGAGGAUUGUAAGAAGGACACGAGAAACCUCCAAAAGGAAGGUAAAGCAGCCGUAUGAAUGGAGCCCCGUCUGACUGCUGAUCUGAGGGCUGCACUCGUCUUCUUCAUCCUCCUCCUCUCUGCGGGCUCAAGUGACAAUGAUCUAGACCUGAGUUUUUGUGGGACGUGGCGCCAUGACAGCGGCGCCCUGAGCCUGAACGUCAACCUCUCCACGGGCUGCAGUGAGAUCUCCAUCUCAGCGGGGCGCAGCUCCCUGUCCAUCGACGGGCAGAUCACGGCUCAGUGCAGCCGGUCCGAAGUGAUUCCCCUCAAGCAGCUGGGCCUCGACUCCAAGGAGGACACUCCGUUCUGUCUGUACUGGGAGCCACUGCUGGACCUGUUGAAGCUGCAGGUGGGAGGGAAGAACCUGAGUCUGUGCUGGCCCAGCAGCGUGCAGGGCCACUGCUGCACCGAUCUGUCACACGGCCCCAACGCACCUGAGGCAAUCUACGGCAUCAUUAAUGGAAAAAUCAAGACCGAUUUGAUCACACACAAAACACUGGAAGCAUACAAGUUCAUUGCAGCUUCCACGGACUGCAAAGCAUUAUGUGACCAACAGAUCCAGGGAUCCACCCAAGUCAACGUGGACCCGGCUGUAGGGAAUGUGCAGCAUCCGUGUGCUCACAGCUCUGAGGUGGACAUGAAGGAGGGUUUCAGAGGCCGUAACGUCACAGCGCCUGCCACUAAAGGUAGACCCGCAGAGUCCAGUACCACGGUCCACCUGCCCCCUGCUCUGAAGACAGCUGCCAAAGAGACCAGCAAGGUCAACUGCACUUUCUUCAACAAGAUCUCCCUGUUCCAGGAGAGUCACAAGGGGAAUAGGCUUUUCAACGAUGUGGUGGGAAUCACUGUGGAGAAUGAGGUCAUCGCUAAUCUGCCUGAGCCAAUCAGGAUUGACUUUCACCACGAUGUCAUACCUCAACACCAUUCAAAGAAAUGUGUGUCCUGGGACACCAGGAAAGAUCCAUUGCUGGUGAAUUGGUUGGUCGACGGAUGUGAGACGCGAGAGAAAGGAGCGAAACACACCGAGUGCCUCUGCAACCAUCUGACUUACUUCUCUGUGCUGGUGCAAAUGGAGCCUCGCCCAGUGCGCCACCUCCUGGCCCUCACCACCAUUACAUCUCUGGGCUGUGCUGUGUCUGUAAUCAGCUGUGUCGCUGUCUUCAUUUUCCUCUGCAGGAAGAGCAGGCGGUGUAAGGAGCAGUCCAUUCCCAUCCACAUGGGCCUAGUCGUGUCACUCGGCCUCCUCAACCUGCUCUUCUUCUUCACCGGGGUCCUGGCCAACGUGGGAGGGGAGAGCCUCUGCGUCUGGGUGGGGGCGGGCCUCCACUACACGCUGCUCAGCUCCUUCACCUGGAUGGGCGUAGAGGUGUUUCACACCUUCUGGUUGGUCCACAUGGUUUUCAGCCCCUCCCCGAAGGCCUGUGUGUGGCACCUGGUCGGCUUCGCUCUCCCUGUACUGCCCGUAAUCAUCCUGGUUGCAGUGGGGGACAUUUACGGAGUGAGAGAGGUGGUGCCAAGCGAUGACGUCUACAAUCCUUAUCUGAUGUGCUGGAUGAAAGACACCCCCAAGGCCUUGCUGGCCCACUAUUUCACCAACAUGACAGCCUUGGCCGUCCUGGUGAUCUCGGGCUUAGUGAUGCUCUUCCUGGUCUACAGCAAGAUCCGCAUCAGGGAUGAAUGGAGGCAGAACCGCGUGGCUUUUCUCAGCAUCUGGGGCCUCAGCUGCCUCUUCGGGACAUCUUGGGGUCUGACCUUCUUGGACUUUGGACCCUUCUCUCACUUUAUCCUCUUCCUCUUCUGCAUCCUCAAUGCUUUUCAAGGUUUCUUCCUGAUGCUGCGGUUCUACAUGUUGGACUGGAUGCGGAAGCAGGCCGGCGGCUCGACUCUGGGCAGCACCAGCACCGGCUCCACCCGGCAGCACAUGCUACAGGCCCAGGAGAAGAGCUAGACGGGCCGCUGCAGCACCAAAGCUUUAAGGCAGUCUUCUUAUCCGCGUGGAUGAGCGCAUGCUGUGCCGCCUGAAGAGCUCUCCAUGCCCCCUGCACCUGUCCUCUCUCUGGUUGCUGAACACAAGUGCAGCUCAUGAGAGCACCACCUCAUCCACUAUGAUGCACCCAGUCAGUGUCUUGGGUGCAGAUUGUGUUUCCAGUGUUUCCUCUAAGAAAAGUUGCAAACUGAGGGGAAACACUGCUCAUCACAUGUUGGAUCCACUUUGCUUUGGUUGAUUAGAUCUUCACAUUGCUCCCAGGUGGAGCUGACUUGAAUCAACCACUGAGCCGUCAAAUUCACGUUUACCGGGACAACGGAGGAAAUGAGGCCGACAUUCAGUAAAAAAUGCGUCAAAUACCUAGACAGAGUCUAGAAGGGAGGGAAUUUAUUUAAACUGUAAACUGUAUGUAAAGCUUUAAAUGCAGACAGGAUGUUAAACGAUUACAGGUUACUGUGCUGUGAUUUGUAUUUUAUUGUCUGUAAAGAAAAUGAUCUAUAUUAUUAUUGUUGUUAAAGCACUCCUUGAACCUUAGAUAAGCUUUUUAUUUUUUUAAUUGUACUUGUAUGAUUUUUUUUAGCACUUUCGAUUUUCAAUCUUUUCAAAAAAAUAGUGAGUUGUCUUUCAUAUUGUUUUAAUACUCUUGAUAUGACAUGUGCAUGGUGGAAUAGAAUGCUGAAUGUUAAUAGAUAGAUUUUUGAUUUUUCCAGUCCAUAUUUCACACCUUCAUCCAAUUUAAAAAUCUUUUAAUUGGACCAAAAUAGGUUGGACCAAUGUGGUCCCUUUACAAUAUAGAUUUCUCUCCUGUGAUUGUAUAAUUUGGGGAAAUAUUUCAUAAGAGUUUUUGUAGAUACUGUGAUAUUUGCACUUUUUGUGAAUUUGAUGAGUCGGUAUGUUGUCAUUUAAAUGAUUGUGCAUAGUUGCUUUUUGAAAAAGAGAA
Pungitius pungitius (ninespine stickleback) is the source of this 3264-nucleotide messenger RNA. Its product is annotated as adhesion G-protein coupled receptor G5. Gene Ontology annotation, molecular function: G protein-coupled receptor activity. Gene Ontology annotation, biological process: cell surface receptor signaling pathway; adenylate cyclase-activating G protein-coupled receptor signaling pathway. Gene Ontology annotation, cellular component: plasma membrane. NCBI's taxonomy places the organism in Eukaryota, Metazoa, Chordata, Actinopteri, Perciformes, Gasterosteidae. The record is from RefSeq and is a predicted model, not a curated record. The transcript has 15 exons. Bases 354 to 2285 code for a protein of 643 amino acids.